AUGCACGCAUACCACGCCAUGCCGCCAGGCACAGGACAGCAGGUGGCGACGCUGGACGAGCACGAGGUCGGUGCCACUGGCGGCAGCGGCGGGGACGCCGCUGUCGAGUCGGUCGAACGGGACACAAUCUCCCGUUUGGACGCCGUACUGCUCGACGCACCUGCAGCGGCGCCAGGCGAUGAGCCAGACUGCGGCACUGCCGCCACCGCCACCAGCUCGUUCCUCAUCGAGCACACCCCCGCCUUCUUUGAACAGGUCGCCGGCGCCGCCGCAUCCAACGAGCGCUACGCUGCGCUCGUCCAGUCCAACACCGUCGCAGGGACCUUUCGCCACGCGAUGGAGGCAGAUUGGGCCGGGCGCGACACACCGACGACGACGAGAUGCAUGCGGACUCUGCCCCAGGUGACCGUACACAAGCCCGCCGCGGCAUAUAUGGCACCGUCACACUCGUCCCCGAUCCCUGUGGCCGUGUCCACACGCCGUUGCCGCCACCCAUCAGCCUACAUCACCGCCACCGACCACGACAACGACUACGACCCGCUCGCCGUCGCCGGCAGCAGCAGCGACGGCGGUGAGAGCAUUCUCCCGCUCUGCCUCUCGCACCACGACCCGGGCACGUCGGAGCAGUGCCCAGUCAACGUUAGCGUCCACGUGCUGAGCUCGUACCUCUCCGAGGAUCAGCUGCUUGCGCUCGUGUGCGCGAUGCGCGCCAAGGCCGCCGCCAACGCGCGCUUCCGCGCCGGCAACCUUCGGAGCGCAGAGCAUGUAUACGUCGCAACCAUACACGCCGUUCUGCCUGCAAGCUUCCUCGACGCGGCCGUCGACGCACAGCAUCAAGAUUCCCACGAUGCCCGUGCAGCGCCGCCAACCGGUAGCGCCAGUGGCAGCAUGUCGCUCAUGCUUCAUUUUCAACGUCUUGUCCUCAAAGCGAAUGGCGCGACGCCGAUCGAGCCGAACGUCCUGCUCAACCGUGCAGCUGCGUAG
Molecule: messenger RNA, 984 nt
Organism: Tilletiaria anomala UBC 951
Lineage: Eukaryota; Fungi; Basidiomycota; Exobasidiomycetes; Georgefischeriales; Tilletiariaceae
Exons: 3
Coding region: 1-984 (327 amino acids)
Source: RefSeq, a predicted model, not a curated record